Molecule: messenger RNA, 3178 nt
Organism: Chanos chanos (milkfish)
Lineage: Eukaryota; Metazoa; Chordata; Actinopteri; Gonorynchiformes; Chanidae
Product: inter-alpha-trypsin inhibitor heavy chain H3
Exons: 20
Coding region: 53-2731 (892 amino acids)
Source: RefSeq, a predicted model, not a curated record
GCAGUGAAAUUCAGUGCUCUGCAUUUAAAGUUUGUAAUGGAUUUCAUCUACCAUGCUUGCACAGGUGAAAAUGGAAAGUUCUCGUUCGCUAACUUUCUUUGGACUCUUACUGAUCUGCGUUUUCUUAGCACCUGCCAUUAAAGCACAAUCAAAGCAACGAAAUGUGGACAUAUACAGCUUCCAGAUAAACUCAACAGUAACCAGUCGCUACGCUAUAACAGUCAUCACCAGUCGUGUGGCAAAUAGCCUCAAUGAAUCUCAGGAAGUUCAUUUCCAGGUGAAGAUACCCAAGAAUGCUUUCAUCAGCAAAUUCAGAAUGACCAUUGAGGGGAAGACAUAUGAUGGGAUUGUUAAACAGAAGGAGGAGGCUCAACAGCAGUACAGCCAGGCAGUGUCUCGAGGUCAAAGUGCUGGACUGGUCAGCUCUGUGGGCAGGACCCUAGAGGACUUUAAAACCUCAGUAACAGUGGCUGCACUCAGUAAGGUGACAUUUGAACUGACCUAUGAGGAACUGCUUAAGCGUCGUCUAGGCAAAUAUGAGUUACUCAUCAAUGCCCAACCAACACAGCCUGUGGCAGAUUUUAAGAUUGAUGUUUAUAUUCAUGAGAGUCCAGGCAUUUCCCUCCUGGAGGUAAAAGGAGGACUGAGUACUAAUGAGCUGACAGAUGCAGUCACAACCACAUGUAGUGGCCCAGAGGCUUGGGUGAAUUUCUAUCCCACUCAUGAACAACAGAAAAAAUGUAAAGGUUGUGGAAAAAAUGGCUUAAAUGGUGACAUGAUCAUCUUAUAUGAUGUUGACCGAGAGAAAUCCAAAGGAGAACUAAGGGUAUCAAAAGGUCAUUUUGUCCAUUACUUUGCACCCACUGAUGUUCAACGGAUCCCCAAAAAUGUGGUUUUUGUCAUUGAUCGAAGUGGCUCCAUGCAUGGCCGGAAAAUGGAACAGACUCGUGUGGCAAUGCUAAGGAUCUUGGGAGAUCUCUCUGAAAAUGACCAUUUUGGCAUAAUUACUUUUGAUGGUAGAGUGGAAACCUGGAAACCAGAACUCCUCAAGGCCACACAAAGCAACGUGGAGGAUGCCAAGAUGUUUGUGAAACAGAUCACUGAUGGAGGACCUACUGAUAUAAAUGCUGCUGUGCUGAAAGGGGUGGAGAUGAUCAACAGACACCUACGAAAGGGCCCUGCCUUCAUGCUAAUCCUGCUCACUGGUGGAUAUCCUACCUCAGGUGUGACCAACACUGGUGAAAUACAGGACAAUGUGAAGAAAGCCAUUCAGGGGAAAUUCCCCUUGUACUGCCUGGGAUUUGGAUUUGAUGUAAGUUUUGAGUUUUUAAAGAAAAUGGCCAUGGAAAAUGACGGUGUGGCACGCAGGAUUUAUGAGGACUCAGAUGCUGAUCAACAGCUUCAGAGAUUCUACAAGCAGGUGGCCACUCCCGUUUUGACCAACGUGCAGAUGAAAUAUACUGGUGUGGCACACUUAACAAAAACCAAUUUCAAACAGUACUACAAGGGAUCUGAGAUUGUCGUGGUUGGUCAGCUCAGCGAAAACACCAUGGGUGUCUUCGGUGCUGAUGUCGUCGCACAAGCGAAAAGCAGGACAAUGGAGUAUCGGCACACCAGUACACCACAACAUCAAAAUUAUCAUGUGAGUGGACAUAACGAUUGUAUUGAAAGAUCAUAUGCCUACCUUCGGGUGAAACAGCUUUUGGAGGAAGAACCUAUGUUUAAAGGAAAGGAGAAGGAGGAAAAGAGAAGAGAGGCCCUGGAUCUCUCUCUAAAAUAUAAUUUCGUGACACCACUGACCUCUAUGGUGGUCACCAAACCCCAGGAAGAGGACACUGAGGUUGUCCACAAACCUGAAGAGAGACAACAGGGAGCAAGAGCACCAGAUGGGCCGAGCACAGGGACAAUGAAAGGUAGCCCUGGCAGAAGAGAAGGUCUUAUAUUGCUCAAGGAUGCUGUUGAAGAGCUACCGAGGAUAGAGUGGUUAACUAUCCAUAUAAAAAAGGAUACAGACUUAGUUCCAGGGUUCACGCUGCCUACUCUAACAGCACAUGGUCAACCAACAAUCACUGAACGAAACGCAAGCCCUGUACGAUUCCUAAUUCAAGCACAGGAUCAGUCUGAACCUCUCUGCUAUGACAUUCCUGCAUCCCAGAGGCUCAGACUCCUACAGGACCCCAGCUCUGGCUUCUCUAUGAAUGGUGAGCUCACACGGUUUGGUGGGAAUGGCUUCCAACGAAUCACCAUUUAUUACAAAACUGGUCUUAACAUAUCACUGAGCACCAGUGAGUUCAGCUUUUUUGAUGGAAAGCAUACUACAGCAUUCCAAUGGAGUUCCCAAAAAGAACUCACUGGCUAUUUAACACACAGUGAGUUACUACAUGUAAACCUGUCACUGUCAAGGAAUAAGAAAUUGGAUGUCACCAUGGGGACCACUUGUGUCUCUAUACUAAUUCAUGAACGCAAUGGGAAUGUCUUCCUGUGGCCUACAGUUAGCCAUCCCCCAAGUAACAGGUCCAUGCCAGCUAUUCUGGGAAAGCUUCCUGCUUAUGAGAUCGUCCCUGGAUCACCUGCACCUAAACUCAAGAUUGAAGAUCAGGAAGUGGAUGUUCUCUGGAGCACUGCUGUUGACUACAGUACCCACUCAGCAGCAAGUGUGCUCUGCUUGUUGGUGCCGUUACAGGUUGCUUUGCAAGGGGAGCUGUCUGACUUUACUGUAUCUUAUCUGUAGAGGACUGCAGAAUAUUCCUUUCUUAAUUUAAUCUUACAAAGUCAACAUACAAUGCUAUUAUAAAUAAAAUCAUGAAGGAUACACGUUUGGGCCAUUUAUUCAAAUGGGUGUAACUGGUUGAACUGAAUCUUAGUGUGUUAUAUUUCUAUAAUGUUUUUCGUCUGUACAAAGAGUAUUUUCACAGCCAUGAACUCAAAGAUAUUCUGGAAUGUUCUCAUGUGUCAAAUUUGGCCUGAAGAAUUUAUUUCUAAUGGAUGAAAUGUAAACAUGCAUGCCUGUCUUCCUCUUACCUAUUUUCAUGUUGAGGUUGAAUGCAGAGAAUUUAUUUUUUAUUUGUAUGUGAACAUAUGACAUCCAGAGAGAGCACAAAACUCUGUUUAUCCAAAUUCCCUCAAUCUUUUUUUGAGUGUACAGCAAACAGUACAUUAAACAAAAGUGUGAACCCUG